AUGUCCACAGAAGAAAAGAUACAGUCAGCUGAUCUGCGGAUUGCUAAUACGCUUCAUCUGAGCGAUCGACGUAGCUAUUGUGGAUUGUCCUACGGAAAUCUGUCUGCCAAAAUAACUUUUUCAACCAUGUCAAAGUCCUCCAAGUUGGACUUAAAGUCUAAGUUCGAACCUCCUACUGAGUUUCGACAACAGAGUGAACCGAAGCCGUGUCAACCCGAAGCGUCGCUCGGCCACAACACGGUUGUGUAA
Opisthorchis viverrini is the source of this 249-nucleotide messenger RNA. RefSeq lists its product as hypothetical. NCBI's taxonomy places the organism in Eukaryota, Metazoa, Platyhelminthes, Trematoda, Opisthorchiida, Opisthorchiidae. The record is from RefSeq and is a predicted model, not a curated record. The transcript has a single exon. The coding region runs from base 1 to 249 and encodes 82 amino acids.